Uncinocarpus reesii 1704 is the source of this 1908-nucleotide messenger RNA. RefSeq lists its product as uncharacterized. The record is from RefSeq and is a predicted model, not a curated record. Lineage: Eukaryota; Fungi; Ascomycota; Eurotiomycetes; Onygenales; Onygenaceae. The transcript has a single exon. Gene Ontology annotation, biological process: positive regulation of proteasomal ubiquitin-dependent protein catabolic process; protein polyubiquitination; ubiquitin-dependent protein catabolic process. Gene Ontology annotation, cellular component: cytoplasm; ubiquitin ligase complex. The coding region runs from base 1 to 1908 and encodes 635 amino acids. Gene Ontology annotation, molecular function: zinc ion binding; ubiquitin conjugating enzyme binding; ubiquitin protein ligase activity.
AUGGAUGCGGGUGCGGAAUUUGCAGACGAUGAGCGGGCAGUUGAACUCGCUUCUAUCGCUGCUAUCUACCCAGAAAUCGUCAUAGAUCCUACAUUGCCGUUUAAGGCAUCCUUAACGGUACCUGUCUCUCCGGUAUAUCCAGUCACUGUGGCCUUCGAAAAUGCACCGGCCGAUGCCGCAGCUCCUUCGAGAUCCGUGAAUCUGAAUGAUGCAAAUAAUAUGGAAAAUGGCGUACAAAGUAAUAUUGCAGGAACGGAAAGAAUUCAAACCUAUUCGAUCUCGCAUUUUCCUCCGUUGCUCUUGAAGAUAGAAUUGCCGGAGCUAUAUCCCGCUCAGGAUGCGCCCAAAUUUACUAUAUCAACGAGCCCUGAAUGGCUACCUGUGCCUACAAUAUUUAAGUUGGUGUCACAAGGCAAGAAACUUUGGGCGGAGUGUGGAAAGGAUUUGGUCGUUUACUCCUAUAUCGAUCAUCUCCAACUCGAGGCAGAAUCUGUUUUCGGACUCCUCCCUAAACAAAACUCUGCGUUGAUAUUUCCGGAGAAAUUGAAAAUUCCUCUACUAGACUUCGAUUUUCGUGUUAAGCGAGAGAAGUUUGAGCAAGAAACGUUUGUUUGCGGUGUUUGCCUAGAGCCAAAGAAAGGGAAAGUUUGCCAUCGGCUUCAGCAGUGUUCGCAUGUUUUCUGCGUCGCAUGCCUGCAGGACUUCUACAACGCCUGUAUUGGUGAAGGAGAUGUUGAUAGUGUCAAAUGCGUUGAUCCAAGUUGUGGGAAGGAGAUUAAACCCACCUUGCCAAAUGAUCAAGCUGACGCGCAAAGAAUCCCAAGGCGUCAUCGAAAGCCAGAUCUGUGUCUUACACCUACCGAACUCCUUGAAAUACCAAUCGAACCCCAGGUCGUUCAACGUUAUGCUCAUCUGAAACGAAAGCUCAAAUUGGAAGCUGAUAAGUCUGUCGUAUAUUGCCCGCGGAAAUGGUGUCAGGGUGCCGCGCGUUCAAAACGUUUCCCAAAGCCAACUGAUCCGAUGAAUAUCAGCAACUUGGAACUAUCAGACGACGAAGAUGAGGCAAAAACAUUCGAUCCUCUCGGUUCCGAAGACCAACUUCCACCUAUGGAAAAACGCCUAUCGAUAUGCGAGGACUGUGAAUAUGCGUUUUGUUCCGUGUGUAAAAGGGGUUGGCACGGACCCAGCGUGUACUGCUACCCUAGACGCACUGCCGAGCUUACCUUGGAGGAGAAAGCGACGGAAGAUUAUAUGCAGCUCUACACCACACGUUGCCCAACCUGCGACUUCCGAUGCCAAAAGUCCACGGGCUGCAACCACAUGAUCUGCUCCCGAUGCAAAACGCAUUUUUGCUACUUGUGCUCCAGCUGGCUAUUUGGUGCCAACCCGUACCAGCAUUUUAACGAACGAUCUAGCGGUUGUUACAUGAGACUGUGGGAACUUGAGAGAGGAGACGGAGCCGGCGGCCCGGAUCAAGAGCAGCCGGCAAACGACUUUUGGGAUGAAGCUUCAGAUAACGAAGAAGACGAGGAACAUGGAGCGUGGCAAUUUGCCCUGGGAUUGAACCAUAACAACGUUCAUCCUCCCGCCGCUCCCGAUCCUCCACACGCCGGCCCACCACGAGCGAUCCCCCCGGGCCCUGGCCCCGUCCAACGCCAGCAGCCAGAGCCGCGCAUAGAGAUUGUAUUACCACACCGAGAACGUCCUGUCGUCGACCAAACUCCGGAUCGUGCUGAACCACCUCCUGCUGCUGCCCGGAACGAGGCCGGUGGCCAAGGGCAAGCUCGAGCUCAGCACCCCCAUGCACCGGCUCCAGAACAGCGACGUGGACUCCAAAGAUUUUUAUACUUGGUCCAACACGAUCAAGAGGAUGAAUGGGACAGUGAUGAAUUGGACGACGACUUUUAG